This is a messenger RNA of Caenorhabditis elegans, 1208 nucleotides long. RefSeq names its product Fucosyltransferase (gene fut-4). Bases 60 to 1208 code for a protein of 382 amino acids. NCBI's taxonomy places the organism in Eukaryota, Metazoa, Nematoda, Chromadorea, Rhabditida, Rhabditidae. The transcript has 7 exons. The record is from RefSeq and is marked reviewed.
GUUGUUAUUUCCGCUUUUUUCACAUUUACAAACAUUUUUCGUCAUAUAUUCCAACUAGCAUGUCUUCGACAAGUGGCAAUUUCUGGAAAUUUCUGGUUAUUUUUGGAGUUUACGCUGUAGUUAUACUGACUUUUUGGCAAUUUUUUUAUUCGGCCGAUUUUCUCUCCAAAUUCCUCCAACUCAGCGGCCCCUCGGAAUUCUCUGUACCGCGCAAAAAUGUGACCAUCUACGUGGCAACCACUUAUUAUGGAGACCCCAUAGACGCAGAAAUGGCAUUUCUGACUUGCCCGGAGCUGAAAAAAUUUUGUAGAGUUACACGGAAUUUUUCCGAGGCUUCAACUUCUGAUGCGCUGCUUUUUCAUAGUAGGAACUUUUUUGAAGCAGUCAAAAUUCUCCCAAAUCUCAAAAAAUUGCGAAAACCCAAUGUUCCAUGGAUUUUAUGGAACAUUGAGAGCCCGAGCCAUGAGCAGCUUCCAACCGAAAAAAAUUUGUUCAAUUGGACAAUGACGUAUCGCCGGGAUGCAGAUCUAUGGGCACCAUAUGGGUACAUGGAGAAGAUGGAUGUGCCAGCCAAAAUCGACGUCAACUCAAUCUGGAGCCUCAAAACAAAGACUGCCACGUGGCUCGGCUCCAACUGCAACACCCCGAACAAUCGAAUCCAACUGAUCGGGAAAAUGAUCCAGAAAGGCCUGGAAGCCGACGUUUGGGGAGCCUGUGGAGCCCCGCCGGGAGCCUGUAUGGGAGUACAAAAACGGACGGAGCCCUGUGUCCGGGAGCUCAUUGAGCCCUACAAGUUUUAUUUAGCACUGGAAAAUUCGAAUUGUGUGGAUUAUGUCACUGAAAAGUUCUGGAAAUCGCUGGGCGAUCGAAUGGCUGUGCCAAUUGUGCUCCAGCGGGAAGUUGUGCGACAGCUCGGAGUCCCGGAUCCCGCGUACAUUUCUGUGGACGAUUUUCAGAAUCUGGAGGAGUUUGUGGAUUUUGUGGAAAAGGUCGGGAGUGAAAAGGAUUUUUAUUUGAAAUUUCACGAGUGGAGGAAGGAUUAUAGGGUAAUAUUCGACAACGGGUUCUCAGGAUGGUGCCGUUUAUGUGAACGACUUCAGGAUGAAAAUUUAAUUUUAGAAAAUCGUAAAUUUUAUAAAAAUGCAAAUGAAAAUUGGCAGGCAGCAGGAGUGUGUAAUAAUUCAAUUGGAAUGAAGUAUUUGAUAUAG